Molecule: messenger RNA, 1822 nt
Organism: Oldenlandia corymbosa var. corymbosa
Lineage: Eukaryota; Viridiplantae; Streptophyta; Magnoliopsida; Gentianales; Rubiaceae
Source: the annotation of a GenBank genome assembly
AUUUGAAAGACAAAAUGGAAAAUGUGAAAAAGAAAAAAGACGUAAAAUUAAAGAAAUAAAAGAGGAAAAUAUAAUCAAAAAACAAAAAGACCCAUAAACAACAACAAAUUCAAUCAAACAGCUUCCUGCUUCCCCGGAAUUUGCCGCAAUACCGGCCAUGGAAGACGAUGACCCAGAACCCAUCUCGGCUUCCAAAUUCCAGCCGCCGAAUUUCGUAACCCUCUCCCCAUUUUCCCCGACGGUUUCACCUUCUCCGCGCCGGCUUUCAAGCUGCUUCCUAGAGCCCAAUCGGCCGAUAAGGGCGGGAAGACAGCUUGCUUGGGUGUCUCUGCAAGGGCGGCUGAUUGGAGCCGAGGAAGCCAGUUCUGCGAAGUCGAUUACACGGGGAAAUGGGUCGGUGUUAAGCCCGGAAGAGGCUAUUUCCUGGGAACUUUUCACCCCCAUUCACAGAAUCCUUAUCGUGGCCGUAAUAGCGGUGGCUUCGGCGAACUGCCAGAGGAAUAAGGAGAUUAUUCGGUUGAAAAAAGCGGUGGAAUUAAGGGAUCAGGUGCUUACGCGCAUGCAAGAGAAGCUAGAUAUUCUGUGUGAGCAGAUUAGUUAUUUCAAGGAUCAGCCUGAGCCAGCAUCUGAGAACUAUGGCUGUCAAUUUUGUUUGAAACAUAAAUACAGACCUUGUAGCUUGGAGGAUAAUGCAGUAAAGACAUCAAAAGGUGAUGAAUUGUUAAAGUACAAGUUGCUACCGACGUGUGAGGCAGAACCAGAGGAGCGACGCAUGUCUGAUCUUUCUGAUUGGGCUCCUAGUAUUCAGUCCUCUGUAGAUUAUCAGAUGAACUCCUCAGUACUGGAUCAAGAUAUCUACAAUCUCAGGAGAGAAUGUGAAGAGAAAGAUUCUACCAUAAAGGAGCUGUCUACUUUUAUUCGCUCAUCAGAAGUUCUUGGCUCCAAGAGGAUUGGAGAGUUGGAAGACUUAAUACGUAGGAAGAAUACGAUCAUUACCAAACUUAAGAAGGAUAUGAUGGUGCUCGAACAAAAGGUGGUAUACCUCACAAGAUCUCGUCGGCCCUCUUUCUCUACUUCAAUCUCAAAUGAGAGGCAGCUCCCGGCCAUGGUCGAUAACCUCCUCUACUAUAUGGACAGCAGUACUAGCCCUUCGUCCUCAGAUUCAGAUACCCCGUCUAGAAAUGAACCAGAUCCUACCGCUAUUAGUCAACAAGUUCUUAAAAUUCAGGGCUGUGCACAAGAAGCCAGAAAAAUUGGACAGGCUAGAAACUCUGAUCACCUAACAAACAAUACCCAAAAGUUUCAAACUCCUAGUCCAUUGAAGGAAAAAUCAUUAAACCUGACGACCAAUGUGGAUUCUGGUUCGAGGAGAGAGAUGACUUCAUCAUUCAGUCAUUCUAGGAGUAGGCGACGGGCUCCAGCCAGACCUAGGAGUGCAAGUACCCAGAAAAGAUGGGUUUAGCAAGUAUUUUUAUCAUGGAAAAAUUUCACCUAAGAGUGUAAGUACCCAGAAAAGCUAGGUUUAGUAACUGUAAUUGCUUAGAAUGUAAAUGUUGGAUUCUCUGCUGUUAGUUUAGGAUAUCUUUCUCUAUCUUUUGAGUAACUGUUCUUUAGGAUAAUUCUUCUCUAUAUUUUGAACUGCUUGAUCCGAAAACAUCUACUCCAUCUUAACAUUCCUUUGAAGUUUGAACGGAUGGGUUUGAAGGAGUUUAGGGGGGACACAGUUCUGCCCUUUCUGUUAGUGAUUUUGAUGAUGCUGGCGUAAUUUUGCUCGCUGCCCAUGGCCUAAUUUUGCAGUGGCUGGCGAAAAUAGCAAUUCAUA